GUCAGAUUGAUCUUGUUAAGCUAGAGAUCAUCAGGAUGAAACGCUCUUUCUGGUUUCUUUUUGUAUGCACUAUGACUUUGUCACAUGUUUCUGAACCACUAGUAAAACAGAAUCCAUGUUUCAAAUUACAGAAGGACAGAUUGGAAAUCUUAGUUUACAGAAAUAUCUUGAAUAAUAAAAAGAGAUGGAAAAAUCAUCGUAUCAUCACUCCAGCCUUAAUUCUUUACAAGCUAUCUAGAAAGAAAGUUAAAAGAUUUCGUAUUGUAGGGACUAUUCUAAAAGAAUUUUGGGACGUAAUGUUAAAUAGUAAAGACUUUUUGAAGGAUGGACAGAAGAAAAUUUUCGAUGCUUUCCUUGUGAAAGCGGAACAUCUAUACUACCGAAUUGAAAAAGAAAAUUCGAAGUAUUUGGAUAGAGAAAUCCAAAUAAAAGAUUUUACGCACUUGGAAAGUGUUCCAAAAGCCCUGAUCCUCAUUAAUGAAUGUAUUGAUGCUUUUGAUAGUCUUGAAAUAUGUUCAUAA
Messenger RNA from Dimorphilus gyrociliatus, 521 nucleotides. The record is from the annotation of a GenBank genome assembly. Lineage: Eukaryota; Metazoa; Annelida; Polychaeta; Dinophilidae.